This is a messenger RNA of Mesorhabditis spiculigera, 2328 nucleotides long. The record is from the annotation of a GenBank genome assembly. Lineage: Eukaryota; Metazoa; Nematoda; Chromadorea; Rhabditida; Rhabditidae.
AUGGCGUUUGCCUCGAGUUUAUUGAUAUUUGCGACGGUUUUUGGUCUUUCCAGCGCCGUCGCCUACAUUCCUCUCACCGGCAUUGAUGCCUCGUUUGUGGCAAACAGCCGGCAACUUGUUGCAAAUCAGCUCACCUACAUCCAUAACUCGACCUGCCUGAACAACGUGAAUUGCCGCGCGUACAUGGUGAUCACGUUCCCCGGGUCGCCGUUGAACACCAAUUGUCUGAUUACGGCCAUGGGUUUUCAGAAGAGCACCCAGAUAAUGACCACCUCCGUGUCGCUGCUCACCGGCCAGAUUACAAUUAACUGCGGCGCCGCGACCGGCGAUUUCUACGUCCACUUCCGUUAUUAUUCGGCGGACGAGACAACCGCCAUCAGCAACUCCCCGAAAGCGCUGGUGCCGGUACCGCUCGGUGCGAACAAGACUUCGAUCCGGGUUACCGGUACUAUCAACACUUAUCCCACCAUCGUCACGUUUGCCGCACCCGCCGGUCAACCCAAUCCAAUUAUGCAAAUUGCACCGCUGAAUUCGCUCUCCGGCAGCUGCAACUACGACCUGUACUCGCAUGGUGAGCCGAGCCAAAUCGGGCAGUCGAAAUAUUCGCUGUUGCGCUACACGCCCCAAAACAGCGGCAGGCUCUCCGUCAAUCCGAUUCCCGCGUACGCGGCGACGAUCGUCGUCAGCAAGGGGUGUGCCGCCGAGUUUGCCGUGAGCGAUUUGACAAACACCUUCAACUACGGGAACGCCCAGGUGACGAUGAAGACGCAGAACCGAGUCGGGUUUCUGAUGAGCCGAAAUUAUCCAAAUUCCUGGUAUCUUGAUGGUAAUCAGAAUCAGGUUGCCAGCGUGAAGUGGACCGUCGACAGCUCCAUCAAAGACGCCGGAAAGACAAAGGCAAAAAUCACGGUCGUCAACUUCCUGCCCGCCACAAACAAGGCGCAGCUACAGCUUUAUUAUAAUGACAAGCUGACCGAUACCUACAAAAAUCCCGUGUCGAAUGACGUCGUCAGCGACAAGGGCAGCAGCUUUGCGGUCAAAUUCUACCCGGUCAGUCUCGCCGACCAGUUCCUGAUCCGGGCCUGGCGCGCCGGGUCCAACUGCACUGCCUGGGUUACGGGUGUUCGCCUUUCCAAAAUGCGAUUGCUGAUUGCGUUACUUUGUAUUGCCUCAAUCUAUGCCAUCGACAUCCAGCUCACCCAAAAGGAUUCAAAUUACGUGUUGCGUGGCAACGAGUUGAAGAAUUUUCAGACCGUCAAUAUUAAAACUUGCUCCAACUGCAGUACACUCGUGCAGCACGGCUUCAUAGAUGGCGCGCAAAAUGACACGAAUUUCAACCUGAAGACACCGGACGGAAGGGUGAUCAAUUCCAAAAACCUGAACGGAACACAGGACUUGUACCUGGUGGGUGACAUCAGCGUCGACCCGGUUGCCGGAACGUCUUGGGACUUUGCACUCGUAUUCCGAUAUGUUCCUGAUAACGAGACCGCCUUCGUCGACAAGUCACAAAAACGGGUGGUGUUCGUGCCGCCGGCAGCACAAUAUGAGUACUACUCUUAUACCAUGACGGCGGAUCCAAACCGACCUACCGUAAUCACGCACGUUGCCGAUCCAUCGAUCGAAAAACCGGCCAUUAUGGUGUAUCCAUCGGGAGAUGUCUACAACUACUGCGAGUAUAACCUGUACUCCGGUGGCUACCCCCCGAUGACCACAUGGCAGCCGUAUUUCAUGUACCAAUAUGACAAAGACAGCCCGGCCCGAUUCAGCACGCUGAACCCAAUGUUCGAGUCGGCAAUAACGUUGGUGAUCCCGGCAAACUGUUCUAUCAACGUCAUGCUAAAGGACUUGUCGCCUAAAACCAACGGCACCGGUAACAUCAACUCCAAGACAAGCUCGAGGUCGAUGUUCAUCAGCAGUCGAAACUACCCCUAUACCCUGGAUGGCCGUGGAAAUGAGCUGGAUGUCAUCUUUUUUGAGUGGCACAUAGAUUCAUCUGUGAGAAACUGGAACCGGACGCAAGUGAAGGUCUUUGUCAACGAGUUUAAUCCGGGUAACCCGCCGGCACGGUUAGAGGCGUACAAGGAUGGGUUAUUUUACCAGUACAUGAACUUGACCACUGCUUUGGCUCAGAUGGAGUGCGGCUACUUUGCGCUCUUCUUCCAGCCCUACUCAAAGGAUGCUAAUUUCCUCGCAUACAUCGAGACAAAUCCAAGCGAUGCGCCGGGAGCAACAACCAAUGCACCACCAACGGUGACUACCACGAAAAGCUCAAACUUGCUCGGCAAGUUGGACGAAAUAACCUCUUCACUGAUCCUGGUUGACUACCAG